AUGGGAGGUCGGUCCCUGCUGGCGCUCCUUGUCUCCUGCGCGCUUCUGUUGCCCAGCCAGGUUCGGAGCUCCGGCGUGUUCGAGCUGAAGCUGCAGGAGUUUGUCAACAAGAAGGGGCUUCUGGGCAACCGCAAUUGCUGCCGGGGAGGCCUUGGCGCGGCCCUGCCCAGCGGCGGCUCGGCCUCCGGGCUGCAGCAGUGCGACUGCAAGACGUUCUUCCGCGUGUGCCUCAAACACUACCAAGCCAGCGUCUCUCCGGAGCCACCCUGUACCUACGGCAGCGCCAUCACCCCUGUUCUGGGAGCCAACUCCUUCAGUGUGCCUGACAACGCCGCCAGCGGCGAUCCCUCCUUCAGCAACCCCAUCCGCUUCCCCUUCGGCUUCACCUGGCCGGGCACUUUCUCCCUCAUCAUUGAAGCCCUGCACACAGACUCCCCUGAUGACCUUAGCACAGAGAAUCCAGAACGCCUCAUUAGCCGCCUGGCCACCCAGAGACAUUUGACUGUUGGGGAAGAAUGGUCCCAGGACCUGCACAGCAGUGGCCGCACUGACCUCAAGUAUUCCUACCGUUUCGUGUGCGAUGAGCACUAUUAUGGGGAAGGCUGCUCUGUUUUUUGUCGUCCCAGGGAUGAUGCCUUUGGUCACUUCACUUGUGGAGAACGUGGGGAAAAGGUCUGCAAUCCAGGCUGGAAGGGGCAGUACUGCACUGACCCAAUUUGCUUGCCUGGAUGUGAUGAGCAGCAUGGAUACUGUGACAAGCCUGGGGAAUGCAAGUGCAGAGUUGGCUGGCAAGGGCGUUACUGUGAUGAAUGCAUCCGGUACCCAGGUUGCCUUCAUGGUACCUGUCAACAGCCUUGGCAAUGCAACUGUCAGGAAGGCUGGGGCGGCCUUUUUUGUAACCAGGAUCUCAACUACUGUACUCACCACAAACCUUGCAAGAACGGUGCCACUUGCACCAACACAGGCCAAGGAAGCUACACCUGUUCUUGCCGUCCUGGCUACACUGGUUCCAACUGCGAGAUUGAAAUCAACGAAUGUGAUGCCAAUCCCUGCAAGAAUGGAGGAAGCUGUACCGAUCUAGAAAACAGCUAUUCUUGCAGUUGUCCACCUGGAUUCUAUGGGAAGAAUUGUGAGCUGGGUGCAAUGACUUGUGCAGAUGGCCCCUGCUUCAAUGGCGGCAGAUGCACAGACAACCCAGAAGGUGGAUACAGCUGCCGCUGCCCAGUGGGUUACUCUGGAUUUAACUGUGAAAAGAAAAUUGACUAUUGCAGUUCUAGUCCCUGUGCUAAUGGAGCUCAGUGUGUUGAUCUUGGGAACUCCUAUAUAUGCCAGUGUCAGGCUGGCUUCACUGGAAGGCAUUGUGAUGAUAAUGUGGACGACUGUGCUUCCUUUCCUUGCUUGAAUGGUGGGACUUGCCAAGAUGGAAUCAAUGACUACUCUUGCACCUGCCCCCCGGGAUACAGUGGAAAGAACUGCAGCACUCCUGUCAGCAAAUGUGAACAUGGCCCCUGUCAUAAUGGAGCCACUUGUCAUGAGAGAAACAACCGCUAUGUUUGUGAGUGUGCUCGAGGAUAUGGUGGUCACAACUGCCAGUUUUUGCUCCCAGAACCACCUCCAGGGCCAGUCAUUGUUGACAUCACAGAGAAGUAUACUGAAGGCCAGAGUUCCCAGUUUCCUUGGAUUGCAGUGUGUGCUGGAAUUAUUUUGGUCCUGAUGCUCUUGCUGGGCUGUGCAGCCAUUGUCGUCUGCUUUAGACUCAAAAUGCAGAAGAGGCAGCAUCAGCCUGAUGCGUGCAGAAGUGAAACUGAGACCAUGAACAAUUUGGCCAACUGCCAGCGGGAGAAGGACAUUUCCAUAAGUGUCAUUGGUGCUACCCAGAUUAAGAACACCAACAAGAAAGUAGAUUUCCACAGUGAACAUGCCGACAAAAAUGGGUACAAAGCCAGAUACCCAUCAGUGGAUUACAAUUUGGUUCAUGAACUCAAGAAUGAGGAGUCUGUGAAAGAAGAGCAUGUCAAAUGCGAAGCUAAGUGUGAAACAUAUGAUUUGGAGGCAGGGGAGAAAAGCACAGUACAGCAAAAAAGUGAAACCUCUGAAAGGAAACGACCAGACUCUGUAUAUUCCACUUCGAAAGAUACAAAGUACCAGUCGGUGUAUGUCAUAUCAGAAGAGAAAGAUGAAUGCAUCAUAGCAACAGAGGUGUAAAGGAAAGGCAAUACAGCAAAAUUGUUGUUUAUGAAACAAUUUUCAAAGGUGAUAAUGCCCCAAUGAAUGCUGCUGAACAAGGAAAGGGAGAAAGAUUCCUUCACUGACUGCUGCUGAGAAACUAAAUUCAGGCUGAGCUGGUUCUCUACUGAAGUUAGCAAAAGUGACUGCAAAGAAAACACGGUGGACACUAGGCCAGGGUCUGUGUUCAAGGAUACCUGUUGCACUGCCUUUUAUGAAUAUUUAUCAUUGCACUAUGGUCAGUUGCUUUUUUCUAUAUAUAUUUAAUGAAUGGACCUAAUAUCUGCAUAAGAAGCAUGCACUGCCUGAAGUGUAUAUUUUGGAUUCUUAUGAGCCAGUUGUUUCUUGAAUUAGAGAUACA
Gekko japonicus is the source of this 2587-nucleotide messenger RNA. RefSeq names its product delta-like 1 (Drosophila) (gene DLL1). The record is from RefSeq and is a predicted model, not a curated record. Lineage: Eukaryota; Metazoa; Chordata; Lepidosauria; Squamata; Gekkonidae. Gene Ontology annotation, molecular function: calcium ion binding. Gene Ontology annotation, biological process: Notch signaling pathway; multicellular organism development; cell communication. The transcript has 11 exons. The coding region runs from base 1 to 2205 and encodes 734 amino acids. Gene Ontology annotation, cellular component: membrane.